CAAGCGUUGACGUUUGACGUAGAGCUGUACGUGUAUCGUUGUCUGCCAUUAACGUUAACGUAUAAUCAUUCACCGAAGAGUGUUGAUCAGAGGUUAUUUGAGUUUUCUUGGAAUAUUAUUAAAUGUUGUUGGAAUGAGACACCACCACCGACUAUUUGCCACUGUCUGUUGCGUCACAUUCACGGUACUGUUCGUCUGUCUGUACGAUGUCUAUGUGAACGACCUGAGGUCACCGAGUCAAUGGCCCGCGUCACUUCGAUUGGACAAGCAUCAGCGCAAGUUUAAUAAAACUGAAGUUAAAAGCAAGAGUUAUGAAUCUACCAACAAAACAAUUCGCGCUCAACGUCAUCUAUCAGCAAACAACUUAAAAAGAAGAACAUCCACAGAAAUUCCCAUCAUUCCUACAACUUCCGGUUUCGUAGUAAGGUCACGUGCUCAUAUCGUUAUCAUCGCAUCAUACAUGCGCAGUGGGUCCACUUUGACUGGUCACCUUAUGCAGCAUUUUCCGAAGACGUUCUAUGUGUAUGAGCCUUUCCACGCCCUUCAUAUAAGAUCAAGAGAAGGGAAAACUGUCACCUAUUUAAAUGGAACACAAAAGGCUGUGGGUGCAAACGUCCUGGAUAACAGACAGCUAAUGCGGGAUGAGCUCAUGAAAUGGCUUGAUUGUCGCUUAGAAGAACUCGACGCUUAUUCUCUUGCUGACAAAUUCCAUUUAGAAUUCAGUACUUCAAUGAGAAAAUUUGCAAAGUGUUGGCAGGAAAAACGAAAAACAAUCAAGAGUCUAAGGAAUUGUUUGCCUGUAGCUAAGAAAUUGUGUGAAGAGGCCACGACAAGAUUGUUCAAAUUUAUUCGGAUACCUUUGGAUUUAAUUGAAUCUGUAUUUGAGGAAUAUCCUAAUCUCCAAGUGAUUCAUUUGUUACGUGAUCCAAGAGCUGUGUUAAGGUCACAGGUUAAAGUUAAGAAAAUCACGUGGGCGCAAAUACCACAAAAGGCACGUGAACAUUGCACUCGCAUCUCAGAUGAUUUGGCAAGUACUUUUACCAUGCAUAACCAAUAUCCGGAUAGAGUUAAAAUUUUGCUCUAUGAGAGGUUAGCCGAAAAUCCAUUAGACGUAUCGAGCAAAAUGUAUACAUUCAUUAACAAACCCAUGUACAAGACAUUAGUGAAAUAUAUUGAGAAAAUUACCAAGCAAAGGGCAAGUGCUGCCAGUGGUUCUUUCGGAGUGUUAAGUGUGAAUUCCACGAGGACAGCCUACUCGUGGAGAGACGAGCUAAAUAUAACAAGUAUUCAAACUAUAGACACAUAUUGUGGAGAAAUAUAUUCAAAGCUCGGUUACCUAAAAUUUUCAAACGAAAAAGAUGCUAAGGAUCACAAUCUUCCAACAUUGAGGGCGCCAGAUUUUAAUGACAUCUUUAUAUAAAACAAGUUGAUAAUACGAGUAGGAAUAUUUAUAAGUAAUAAAAGGCCACUGCCCUCCCC
Mya arenaria is the source of this 1479-nucleotide messenger RNA. RefSeq names its product carbohydrate sulfotransferase 5-like. Lineage: Eukaryota; Metazoa; Mollusca; Bivalvia; Myida; Myidae. Gene Ontology annotation, biological process: sulfur compound metabolic process; N-acetylglucosamine metabolic process. The coding region runs from base 134 to 1420 and encodes 428 amino acids. Gene Ontology annotation, molecular function: N-acetylglucosamine 6-O-sulfotransferase activity. The record is from RefSeq and is a predicted model, not a curated record. The transcript has 4 exons.